Messenger RNA from Phragmites australis (common reed), 4045 nucleotides. RefSeq lists its product as uncharacterized. Gene Ontology annotation, molecular function: mRNA binding; RNA polymerase II complex binding. The transcript is spliced from 6 exons. Lineage: Eukaryota; Viridiplantae; Streptophyta; Magnoliopsida; Poales; Poaceae. Gene Ontology annotation, cellular component: cytoplasm; mRNA cleavage factor complex. The record is from RefSeq and is a predicted model, not a curated record. Gene Ontology annotation, biological process: termination of RNA polymerase II transcription. The coding region runs from base 247 to 3507 and encodes 1086 amino acids.
CAUCGCAUUUCAUUCCGUAUCUGCCUUCUUCCCCGACCCCGAGACACGCGAAAUCACAAAUCAAACCUCCAUCCAUCCACCACUGCCUCCUCCUCCUCCUCCUCGCUUGCCCUGCUCGCUCCCUCCCUCCCUCCCGAUUCCCUAAACCCCACCCGCGGCCGCCCAACCCGGCAGGCUCGAUUACCCGACCCGCCUCGCAAACCCUAGCUCCGCUCCUCCCCCAUGCGCCCCAAACCCUAGCUUCCCAUGCGCGCCUCCGCCUCCGCCUCCGCGGCCCCCAUGGAGACCUCCACCUCCGCCCGUAGAUCCGCCGCGCCCGAACCUGGGGCCAAGAAGCCGCGCCUCGCUCAGCCGCCGCCGCGGGACCCCAGAUCUUACGCCGCCGGCUCCAAUGGCAGCUCGGCCUCCGCGAGCGCCGCCGAGCAGGCGCUAGUUGACGAGCUGCUCGCGCAGUACCGGACGGCGCUCGCGGAGCUUACCUUCAACUCCAAGCCUAUCAUCACCAACCUCACCAUCAUCGCUGGCGAGAACCUCCAGGCCGCCAAGCCCAUCGCCGCCCUCAUCUGCGCCAACAUCCUCGAGGUUCCAAUUGAACAGAAGCUACCAUCUCUAUAUCUACUUGACAGUAUUGUCAAGAAUAUUGGAAAAGAUUACAUUAAACAUUUUUCUCCAAGAUUACCUGAGGUGUUCUGCAAGGCAUACAAACAAGUUGAUCCUUCUAUACAUCAUAGCAUGAGGCACCUUUUUGGAACAUGGAAAGGGGUGUUUCCUCCAGCACCACUCCAAAUGAUUGAGAAGGAACUUGGUUUUCAGUCACCUGCCAAUGGAUCGUCAGGUGCUGCACCAUCAAGGCCUGAUUCUCAGUCCCAGCGCCCAUCCAGUAGCAUUCAUGUAAAUCCAAAAUAUUUGGAAGCGAGGCAGCAGCUCAAUCAACCAACUAAGGGGAUGCUGAGAAGCGGUGUCAAGACAGCUGUAAUUGCUGAUGCUGGUGAUGAUAUUGAGAGGGCUAACAGGAUAGGUACUGAUAGAACUGCAGGGCGACGCUUAGAUGCUCCGAAUGCUAGGCCUAACAUACAGCGCACUCAGAGGGACCCUUACAGCAAUCCUGUUCAUGAGAAACAGGCAGUCAGAGAUGUGAGUUGCCUUGGAUUCUCUAACAUUUCACAGCAGCCUGUUGUGGGAGCUGGUCAAAUUCGCUCAAAAUCUAAAGGUGAAGAUGGAAUUGGGGGGCCAUAUUAUUCUGCUGGUGUUGGCUCUUCUGAAGAACAAUUUGACAGGCGCAGCAACUUUUAUGCAAACAAGGAUGUUCGGCCAUCAGGAUCUGUACGUUUGGAUAGUGCACUUCUCCCAACUCCUUCAAGUAAUUCCGAUAGAAUUGGUAGGCCUUCAUCAAACAAAAGUUGGAAGCACUCUGUGGAAGAAGAGUAUAUGUGGGAUGAUGUACAUUCUCAAGGAGCAGAUUAUGGUGGUACCAAUACUGGAAGAAAAGGAGAAUGGAUGGCUGAUGACGGCAAUGCUAAGUUUGCAAACUUUCAAAGGGCUAAAUGGGCAGAGCUGGGAACUGUUGAACAUCUCGACCACAAAUCACAUAAACUAGAUAACUUACCAAGAUUUGGACAUGCAACAGGUCAAGAUAGAAGAGUCGCAACAUAUAUGGAUCAGGAAGAGUACCUUCAUGGUAAGCGUGAGGUGGAAGCUAGACUUGAUAAGGAAAUGAGGCCUGACGGACAACAGUUCCCACUACCUCGAGGUUCCUCUCACUGGGUGUCCCUGGAAAAACCACUUCCAGACCUUGGGCUUGAUCCUAGGAUAUCACGGUUUUCCAAGCAGCCAUCAGACAGGUCUACCAUUUAUACUGGCACUAUGUCAGCGAGUAUCACUUCAUCUGUACCUGUUGCAUUAUCAGGACCCUAUGCUGGAAGAUCAAGCCUAGAUAGUUCAACUAGUGUGCCAACAAGAUCAAACGAGACUAUUGGGCAGCAAAAACAUAGAUACUGGUCAUCUUCCCCAUCACCUGUUCACUCACCUUCAUCUACUGCACCCUUUGGACGUCAGCGUUCCCCAAGUCCUGCUGAGCCUGAUUUUUAUCCUUCAAAAUCAUUUUCUCAAUUGGGUCAAAAUCCUCAAGAAGAAUAUAACCAAAGAGCACUGCUGGCAGUUGCUAAAGAUUCUCAUGUCUUGGCACAAAAUACUGGGCUUCCUCAAGGUCAACAUAAUCUACAGGCAACCCCUUCAUCGGGCCCCCAGCAGCCGCAAAAGCACUCUACCUUACCUUCAAAGUCACAUCUCAAGCCAACUGAUCAAGUGCAGACAAGCUUUUCACAUGAAAAUUCUUCAUCGAUGUUUAGACCUUCUAUCCAGCAUCCUCUUCCUAUGGGCUCAGGUCACCAGCAGCUUGGAGAAGGCUCCUUGCCCAGUGAUUCCACCCCUAUAAGCUCAGAUCUGACGAGCACUACCAAUUUGUUGGCUGGUCUAAUAAAGAGUGGGUUCAAGCCAAAUAAUCCCAGCGAUCUUGUUGCAAGCUUGAGGACACAUCCUCUUCUUCCAAGUGGGCCACCUUCGAAUGCAUUUUUGGCUGUUUCCUCAUCGCUUAAAAGUUCAGCUAGCGAAAAUACCACUUCGCAAACACAGGCACCGAACUCUGCGUGCCCACCUUUGCCACCAGGUGUGCCACCACCAUCAUCUGUUUUUUCAACGCAGAUUGCAGAGGAAGUUGCACCACUCUCAAGCCUUCUCAGUUCCCUGGUUGCAAAGGGACUAAUUUCUUCACCAUCCACUGAUUCAUCUGCUGCAGUUCCAUCACGGCCAAAUAAACCAUCAAGUCUUAACACCCCAGAUGCCUCUGCUUCAGCUAUACCUUUGCCAAUUGUCAAGCCUUCAGGUGGCAAGCAGACAUCUAAUCCCGAUUCAUCUGCCUUGACAAACACUUUGGUCCCCAAACCUGUGGAAAUCAAGGCAGGAGACCUUAUUGGUCUUGAGUUCAAGCUAGAAACACUUCGGAAGUACCAUGAGCCUGUGAUUAGCAGCCUAUUUGAUGACCAAAGUCAUCAGUGCAAAACAUGUGGCCAAAGAUUCAGGCUUGAAGAGGAACUCAGCUCGCACACGACGUGCCGCGGAUCGAGGGAGUCUGAGAUUAUCUAUGUUGGUAUCGCACCUAAAAGAUGGUACCCUAGCAAGAACAAUUACAUUGAUGGAUCACAUGAAGUGGAGAACAGCGCUGAGUUAUCUGCUGCUUGUGACGCGGAUUUAGGUCCUGCCGAGGAAGUGUGUGAGUUUAUGGUCCCUGCAGAUGAGAACCAAAUCAUCUGUGCACUAUGUGGGGAGCCAUUUGAUGACAUUUAUUCCAUCGAGAGGGGUUACUGGAUGUACAAGGAUGCUAUCCUUUUGUUUUACCCGAAGGGAGAAGGCAGCCGUGGAAACAGUGUUGAGGGUAAAAAGGAGCACGUGCCCAUUGUACACGCAAGAUGUAUGCCGAGAAGCUCAAAUGAUGGCAUGGAGGUGGAUUAGUAUGAUUGCCAUGCACAUUAGCUGAGGCAGCAGCAACAGCUCGGACGGUGACAUUGAGGUUGGAUGAGCCUGAAGCUGGGUUUGCAUAGGAGGGUAGUGCGCAGCAGCAGCUCGUCUGAUGCAAUGGGGCUGAUGGCAUGUAGCUGGAUUAGUGUGAAGGUGACAGGCAGUAUAUCAUAAUUUUGGUCGAAAUGCUCAAGUCGUCCUUCGAUUUCACUAUUUGCCCUGUAGAAACGUGCUUACACACAGAAUAAAGCCCCAGAGCACUUUGCCCAGGUGAAAAAUCAGUAAUUCCGAAGAAUCAAAAUCUUGGUGGAGAACGAUCUUUCUGUUGAUAGAAAACAUUGUAGGGUAUGUCAAAAGAAUGUAGCAUUUCGUAACGAGGAAAAAUGUGAUGCCUAGCAUGUAAGUUACUGCUGUUUUCGACAAAAUCCUCACAUCUUUUGAGAAGUAGAGAUUUUUGUACUUAGGAAACUGAUAGUAAUAGAACAUCAUAGAUGCAAGACUAAACAAGUUAGUUAUGAUUGCUUAGCUGUCA